Vitis vinifera (wine grape) is the source of this 4368-nucleotide messenger RNA. Its product is annotated as cellulose synthase A catalytic subunit 8 [UDP-forming]. Lineage: Eukaryota; Viridiplantae; Streptophyta; Magnoliopsida; Vitales; Vitaceae. Gene Ontology annotation, molecular function: protein binding; cellulose synthase (UDP-forming) activity. The record is from RefSeq and is a predicted model, not a curated record. Gene Ontology annotation, cellular component: trans-Golgi network; plasma membrane. Gene Ontology annotation, biological process: cellulose biosynthetic process; plant-type primary cell wall biogenesis. Bases 42 to 4193 code for a protein of 1383 amino acids. The transcript has 25 exons.
UCACAAAACCAGACACCGAGCAUCGGAAAGCCCAAUACCCGAUGGCGGAGGCACGACGGUUGAGAGGUCACAAGGCCACCGCCACCUGCUGCAUCGCCUCCCGCGACCGCCCUGGCCUCGUCGCCACUUCCGGCGAGGAUGGUUGCAUUUGCUGGUUUGAUAUGCGAUGCAAAGAUGUGGUGCUUACAAUGGAUUUGGGAGUGAAUCCAAUUUCAUCUUUGUGUUUCAAGCCAGGGAAUGAAGAUAUCAUUUAUGUCUCCUCAGGAUCGGAAGUCAAGUGUUUCGAUGUGCAUUUGGCUGAUGCAUGGAAGCCAUUGGAGAGUUACAACUACAAUAAAGAGGAGAUAAAUCAGAUUGCAUGCAAUUCUAAGUCAUCUUUUCUUGCAUCUGCAGAUGAUGAUGGUGAUGUCAAGAUAAUUGACAUUCGCCAGAAAUGCCUAUUUAAAACAUUAAGAUCUGGACAUACAAGUAUUUGUAGCAGCGUGAAAUUCCUUCCUUGGAGACCUUGGGAAGUCAUUACUGGUGGUCUUGAUUCAAAGCUUGUAAUGUGGGACUUCUCCAAGGGACGGCCAUACAAAAUUGUGGACUUUGGAAUGCCUGACAUGGAAAAUAGUAGUAGCGCAGGACAAUGUCUGAAUCCUGCUUUUGUUCAUGCAAUAGCAGUUCCUGAAGUUGAUAUGUUGGAGAAAUCAGGCAAAAUAUGUGUUGUAGCUAGGGGUGAUGGUGUUGUAGAUGUGAUCAAUAUUGAAUCAGAACUUGCUGCUGCUCAGUCAAAAACUUCCUCGAAACCGCAGAGAGGAUCAAAAUCAAGAUCAAAAUCAAAAGGCAGUGUCUCAACUGUUGCAGAAACUCUAAAUCAAAAUGGAAGGAGGAGGUUGCAUUUGGAUUACAGUUUGGGAGGCCAUACUGCUUCUGUGUCUUGUGUGGCAUUUGCGUUGUUUGGCGAGAGAGGGAAGUCUAUAAUUUCAGGUGGGAAUGAUAAAACAGUGAAGGUCUGGGAUUGUUCCAGAUACCUUGAUGCUGGGCAACCUAGCAGCAGCAAUGAUGUUCUGCAUUUGAACAUCAAUUUGAGCAAGAAAGUCAAUUGGCUCUGCACAACUCCAGCUGAUUCAGAAAACCUUGUCGUAUGUGACACAACCAAAGUAGUAAAGGUUCAUACCUUUAUGUCUGAUCACAGAUUGUAUAUUGAGAAGAUUUAUGGAAGAGCGGGAGUUUCUCAGGAGAGGGGAAGUGAUAUCAAAAUGAUGCAAUCUGGGGUUCCACCCUGCACCACCUGUGGUGAACCUGUGGGGUUUGAUUCAAAUGGGGAGGUGUUUGUGGCAUGUCAUGAGUGCAAUUUCCCUGUUUGCAAGUCUUGUUUGGACUAUGAAAUCAAGGAAGGGCGCAAGGUCUGCUUGCGCUGUAGCACUCCCUAUGAUGAGAGCUCAACAAUGGCUGAUGUUGAAACAAAUCAAUCCAGCAACCAUUCCACCAUGGCUGCGCACCUCAAUGAUGCUCAGGAUGUUGGAAUGCAUACUAGACAUGUCAGUACUGUGUCGACAGUGGAUAGUGAACUAAAUGAUGAUUCUGGGAAUCCAAUAUGGAAGAAUAGGGUGGAGAGUUGGAAGGACAAAAAGAGCAAGAAGAAAAAGGCUACCAGUAAGGCUAAACAUGAAGCUGAAAUUCCACCUGAGCAGCAAAUGGAAGAAAAGCAGUCUGCAGAUGCUGCACAGCCACUUUCGACAGUAGUUCCACUUCCACGUAACAAGCUCACACCAUACAGAGGUGUGAUUAUUAUGCGAUUGAUCAUUCUGGCGCUUUUCUUCCAUUAUAGAAUAACAAAUCCUGUUGAUAGUGCUUAUGGUCUGUGGCUCACAUCUAUUAUUUGUGAGAUCUGGUUUGCUGUUUCUUGGGUGUUGGAUCAGUUCCCUAAAUGGACUCCCAUUAACAGGGAGACAUUUAUUGACAGGCUAUCUGCAAGGUAUGAAAGAGAGGGCGAACCCUCAGAGCUUGCUGCUGUGGACUUCUUUGUGAGUACAGUGGAUCCACUGAAAGAACCGCCAUUGAUCACUGCCAAUACUGUCCUUUCAAUCCUUGCUGUGGACUACCCUGUUGACAAAGUCUCCUGCUAUGUGUCUGAUGAUGGCUCUGCCAUGCUUUCAUUUGAAUCUCUUGUUGAAACAGCUGAUUUUGCAAGGAAGUGGGUUCCAUUCUGUAAAAAGUUUUCAAUUGAACCACGCGCACCUGAGUUUUACUUCUCACAGAAAAUUGACUACCUGAAGGAUAAAAUCCAACCUUCUUUUGUGAAAGAACGUAGAGCAAUGAAAAGAGAUUACGAAGAGUUCAAAGUGCGGGUAAAUGCAUUAGUGGCAAAGGCUCAGAAAACACCAGAGGAGGGCUGGACUAUGCAAGAUGGAACAGCUUGGCCUGGAAAUAAUCCACGUGACCACCCUGGCAUGAUUCAGGUUUUUCUUGGACAUAGUGGUGCUCAUGAUAUAGAGGGAAAUGAACUUCCUCGGCUUGUGUAUGUCUCAAGAGAGAAGAGGCCUGGCUACCAACACCACAAAAAGGCUGGUGCUGAAAAUGCUCUGGUGAGGGUAUCUGCAGUGCUCACAAAUGCUCCCUUCAUUCUUAACCUUGAUUGUGAUCACUAUGUAAACAACAGCAAGGCAGUUCGUGAGGCAAUGUGUUUCUUGAUGGACCCACUAGUUGGACAAGAUGUAUGCUAUGUCCAGUUCCCUCAGAGGUUCGAUGGCAUUGAUCGCAGUGAUCGAUAUGCCAAUCGCAACACGGUCUUCUUUGAUGUGAAUAUGAAAGGACUGGAUGGCAUUCAAGGACCAGUUUAUGUGGGAACAGGUUGUGUUUUCAAUAGGCAAGCACUCUAUGGCUAUGGCCCUCCAAAUCUGCCCAAUUUACCAAAGGCUUCUUCAUCAUCAUCAUCAUGCUCAUGGUGUGGCUGUUGUUCCUGUUGCUGCCCCUCCAAGAAGCCCUCUAAAGAUCUCUCAGAGGUUUAUCGAGACUCCAAGAGGGACGAUCUAAAUGCAGCCAUCUUUAACCUCAAGGAGAUUGAUAAUUAUGACGAGCAUGAGAGGUCACUGCUUAUCUCCCAGAUGAGCUUUGAGAAGACUUUUGGCUUAUCUUCUGUGUUCAUCGAGUCAACACUAAUGGAGAAUGGAGGAGUGCCUGAAUCCGCCAACUCGCCUAUACUGAUCAAGGAAGCAAUUCACGUCAUUAGCUGUGGUUAUGAAGAGAAGACAGAGUGGGGAAAAGAGAUUGGCUGGAUAUAUGGGUCGGUCACUGAGGAUAUCUUAACGGGUUUCAAGAUGCAUUGCCGAGGAUGGAGAUCACUUUACUGUAUGCCCUUAAGGCCUGCAUUUAAAGGAUCAGCACCCAUCAAUCUGUCUGAUCGUCUUCACCAGGUUCUCCGAUGGGCCCUCGGAUCUGUGGAGAUUUUCCUGAGUAGACACUGCCCUCUCUGGUAUGGGUUUGGAGGAGGCCGCCUCAAAUGGCUCCAAAGGAUGGCAUACAUAAACACCAUUGUUUACCCAUUUACAUCUCUCCCUCUCAUAGCAUACUGCUCCCUCCCUGCUAUAUGCCUUCUCACAGGGAAAUUUAUCAUACCAACGCUUUCAAACCUAGCAAGCGUCUGGUUUCUUGGCCUCUUCAUCUCCAUCAUUUUGACCAGUGUGCUUGAGCUUCGGUGGAGUGGUGUAAGCAUAGAAGACUUGUGGCGUAAUGAGCAGUUUUGGGUCAUUGGAGGUGUCUCAGCCCACCUCUUCGCCGUCUUCCAAGGAUUUCUGAAGAUGGUAGCUGGCCUUGACACCAACUUCACUGUGACUGCAAAAGCUGCAGAUGAUGGAGAGUUCGGUGAGCUCUACAUGAUCAAGUGGACAACACUUCUCAUCCCUCCAACAACCCUUCUCAUUAUCAACUUGGUGGGUGUUGUUGCUGGAUUUUCCGACGCUCUGAACAGCGGGUAUGAAGCCUGGGGGCCACUCUUCGGCAAGGUAUUCUUUGCCUUCUGGGUGAUUCUCCACCUCUACCCAUUCCUCAAAGGUCUCAUGGGUCGGCAGAACCGGACGCCCACCAUUGUUGUCCUAUGGUCAGUGCUGCUGGCCUCUGUCUUCUCCCUCGUUUGGGUGAAGAUAAAUCCUUUCGUGCAAAAAGUCGAUAAUUCAACCAUCGCCCAGAGCUGCAUUUCCAUUGAUUGUUAAACUACAAUAAAACGCUGGAGUUUUGGAUUAAGUAGGAGUCAGAGUCAGUUCCUUACUGAACUAUAAGCCGUUUUCAAGCGAGUUUUUUUUUUCUCUUCUUCACAAUUUGUAUUGAUCUUUCCUUGGGCGUUGAACAAUCAGUUUGUAAAGCUUAAACAACUGCUUUUUGGCUCAA